CUCUCUAAAAUUUCAGGGGAAAAUUCUGAGUUUCAAAAUGCAUAUAAGCAAGAAGAAGCUCAUUUUACUAUUUGGAAUAAUCUUUUUGGAACAGAGUGAAUCUGCAACUCUCUCUCUCCCCAAAGUUCCUACUUGUGGGCAGAGUCCAGUGAAGCCACAACCUUUGAACUACCUGAACAUUUUCAGUCGCAUCGUUGGGGGAAGGCAAGUGGCAAAGGGUUCCUACCCUUGGCAGGUGUCUCUGAAACGAAGGCAGAAGCAUGUCUGUGGUGGGACCAUCAUCUCCCCACAGUGGGUGAUCACAGCUGCUCACUGCGUUGCAAACAGACAUACUGUAUCAACUUUCAAUGUUACUGCUGGUGAAUAUGACUUGAGAUAUGUGGAGCCAGGAGAGCAAACCCUCACCAUUGAAACCAUCAUCAUACACCCACACUUCUCUACCAAGAAACCAAUGGAUUAUGAUAUCGCUCUUUUGAAGAUGGCUGGAGCUUUCCAUUUUGAUCAGUUUGUGGGGCCCAUGUGUCUUCCAGAACCAGGGGAACAAUUUAAGCCUGGAUUUAUUUGUACAACCGCAGGCUGGGGCCGCUUGAAUGAAAAUGGUGUUGCUCCGCAAGUCUUGCAGGAAGUGAACCUGCCCAUUUUGACCCAGGAUGAGUGUAUUACAGCUCUGUUGACCCUAGAGAAACCCAUCAGUGGGCAGACCUUUCUCUGCACAGGCUUCCCAGAUGGAGGUCGCGAUGCAUGUCAGGGAGACUCGGGAGGUUCCCUCAUGUGCCGGAAUAAGAAAGGGACUUGGACUCUGGCUGGUGUGACUUCCUGGGGUUUGGGCUGUGGUCGAGGCUGGAAAAACAAUCUGCAAAAAGACGAUCAAGGAUCCCCUGGGAUCUUCACAGAUCUUACUAAAGUGCUUUCUUGGAUCCACAAACACAUCCAAAUUGGUAAUCAAAGAAAGAGCUCCAGAGCCACAUGCAGUGAGCAGGAUCGCGUGGUCAGAGCAUCAGAGGGGGAGCUGCACUUCCCAGAAAGCCCCUUCCUAUAUUAUGAGAGCAAGCAACAGUGUGCCUGGACCCUGUUGGCACCAGAGGGAAUGCACGUGCUCCUCAGUUUUUCCCACUUUGAUGCAGAGUCUUGUGACCAUAAUUACCUGUCAAUAUAUUCUUUAGAAGACACACUUAUUGCGAAAUUCUGUGGAGAGAGACUGGCUUCAUCAGUUCUUAUUGGCUCCAAUGCUAUAAGGCUGAGCUUCAUCUCUGAUAACACAGAUUAUGCCGUUGGGUUCAAUCUCACCUAUAAAUCUCUUAAACCAAACUACCUUCCUGAUUCUGGCUGUGACUCCUUAACGAUCCUGUUUGAAGAAGGCCUCAUACAGAGUCUUCACUAUCCUGAAGACUACAGCGACAUGGCCAGCUGCAACUGGGUCUUUCAAGCCCCCAAACAUUACCUAGUUAAGCUUUCAUUUCAGGACCUAAAAAUAGAAGAAAAUGGAGACUGCACUUCCGACUAUGUGAGCGUACAUGGGGACGUAGAAAGGAAGAAAGAAAUAGCUCGCCUCUGUGGCUUUGCUGUCCCCACCCCCAUGGUGAGCAUCACCGGGGUAAUGUCCAUCAGCUUCCAGUCCAAUGAAAACACAACCUUCAGAGGCUUCCAGGCUACAGUUUCCUUCAUUCAUGAAACAGAUUUUAACAUCUCUGGAUUAGAGAAUGAAUCCGUGUUUCUGGAGACAUGGAAUGCACCACCUGAAGAAUCCAAGGAUUCUGGGAGAAUUUAGAGAGAGAGACCUGCGCAUAUGGAGAACACCAAGUGGACAUGAAGGCAGAGACUGGAGUGAUCCAUCUUUUACAAACCAAAGGAUGCCGAAGACGGC
Cervus elaphus (red deer) is the source of this 1864-nucleotide messenger RNA. RefSeq names its product ovochymase 2 (gene OVCH2). Gene Ontology annotation, biological process: proteolysis. Gene Ontology annotation, molecular function: serine-type endopeptidase activity. The record is from RefSeq and is a predicted model, not a curated record. Lineage: Eukaryota; Metazoa; Chordata; Mammalia; Artiodactyla; Cervidae. The coding region runs from base 38 to 1768 and encodes 576 amino acids. The transcript is spliced from 16 exons.